Molecule: messenger RNA, 1760 nt
Organism: Diospyros lotus (date-plum)
Lineage: Eukaryota; Viridiplantae; Streptophyta; Magnoliopsida; Ericales; Ebenaceae
Product: pto-interacting protein 1-like
Exons: 9
Coding region: 378-1466 (362 amino acids)
Biological process (GO): protein phosphorylation
Molecular function (GO): ATP binding; protein kinase activity
Source: RefSeq, a predicted model, not a curated record
CCAACCAGGGGCUUAUCCUGCGCAUCCCCAUCGCCGACCCCGACUUUAGGGAUUCGUAAAUCUCUAUCGCCUCUGCCUUCCUUUUUGUCUCCCUGCCCGGCCCAGUGAUCCCAUCUUCCUCAUUCCUAUUUUUGGCUUUCGCGUGUAGUAAGUAGUAGAAGACCACCGCAGAGCGCCGGAUCCGAGGAGUUGAAAGCGGAGCGGACCACAGUAGCAAGUCGAUCACAGUAGUUGUCGUCUCCUCCGCGUUAUCCAAUUCAUCCGUCUGAUGGGAUUCCUCGGAUUCAUCGACCUCACUGUCGAAUUCUCUGGGUUUAUCUUUGUUUAAUUGCAAAUUGAUGAUUUGAGAUUGCUAUGUUGUCCGAUCUGGAAGAAUCAUGAGCUGUUUCAGCUGUUGUGAUGAUGAUGAUGUCAAUAGACCUACUGAUGCGGGAGGCUCAUACAUGGCAAAAAGUUCAGCUGGAAACACUGGAGGUUAUCAUGUCACAGAGGCUGCAUCAAAGGGUGCUCAAGCUGUGAAAGUCCAACCUAUUGCUGUGCCUGCCAUAUCUCUAGAUGAACUGAAGGAAGUUACAGAGAACUUUGGGACUAAUUCAUUAAUUGGGGAGGGCUCCUAUGGGAGAGUGUAUUAUGGAGUUCUAAAAAAUGAGAGGGCUGCUGCUAUUAAAAAGUUGGACUCCAGCAAGCAACCAGAUGAUGAAUUUUUAGCGCAGGUUUCUAUGGUUUCAAGGCUGAAACAUGAAAAUUUUGUUGAAUUACUCGGUUAUUGUGUUGAUGGGAACCAACGUGUGCUUGCUUAUGAAUUUGCAUCUAAUGGAUCUCUACAUGAUAUUCUCCAUGGAAGGAAAGGAGUUAAAGGAGCACAACCAGGUCCUGUUCUUUCAUGGGCACAGCGAGUUAAAAUUGCUGUGGGGGCUGCCAAAGGGCUUGAAUACUUGCAUGAAAAGGCUGAUCCGCACAUCAUCCAUCGAGACAUCAAAUCAAGCAAUGUUCUACUUUUUGAUGAUGAUGUAGCUAAAAUUGCUGAUUUCGAUUUAUCAAAUCAGGCACCUGACAUGGCAGCUCGUCUUCAUUCUACUCGUGUUCUUGGAACGUUUGGUUAUCAUGCUCCUGAAUAUGCAAUGACUGGACAGCUUAAUGCAAAAAGCGAUGUAUACAGCUUUGGUGUUGUCCUUCUGGAGCUCCUAACUGGGCGCAAACCCGUGGAUCAUACAUUACCACGUGGACAGCAGAGUCUAGUGACAUGGGCUACACCAAAACUUAGUGAGGACAAAGUCAGGCAAUGUGUUGAUGCAAGACUUGGGGGAGAUUACCCUCCAAAAGCAGUUGCAAAGAUGGCUGCUGUUGCUGCAUUGUGUGUACAGUAUGAGGCUGAUUUCCGGCCAAACAUGAGCAUUGUGGUGAAGGCCCUGCAGCCGCUUCUACACACUAGGCCAGGACCUUCUGGUGAGCCUGGCCAAACCUGAGCACCUUUUUGGUUCACUUCUUUCUUGCUGGUGAAGGACCUUGCUCUUGCAUGAGCACAACUAGGGAACUGUUUUAGACAACAUAGCAGCUUCUGUAGAUGGUGAUUGGUGUGCACUCCUCCUAUGUUUCCAUUAUUUAGAUUUUAUAUAUAUAUAUAUAUAUAAUUUUUUUAUAACGUUUUGAGGCUGUAUUUCCUGUAUAUCCGUUUUACAUUGGAUAUUUAUUGCUUGUUGCGAUGGAUUGUGAAGAGAAAACCAUCAAUGCUGCAGUGAUUCGGGGCAUGGUUUAUUUUA